ACAUUGACAUUCGUCUGUGUUCAAAACAAGGAGGUGGAAGUAUGUCGCCUCAUUUUUGUAUCAGAUUUAUUUACAAUACAUAAUUUACACGAUAAAAGAUAUAUAAAAGUUUGAAAUUCAAUAAUUUAAACAUGGGAACUACAGGACAGUCCAUUACACUAGCUAACAGCAUCAUUGGAGUGGGUAUAUUAGCAAUGCCCUUCUGUUUUCAACAAUGUGGAGUGUUGUUAGCUACAUUAAUAUUGAUCUCAAUGGGUCUGGUGUCCAGACUGUGCUGUUAUUUCCUAUUGAAAUCUGCAAUCAUUACCCGGAGGAGGAAUUAUGAGUUUCUUGCAUUCCACAUAUUUGGCCCAGCAGGCAAGAUGGCCGUCGAGAUGGGUAUCAUAGGUUUCCUCAUGGGCACCUGCAUAGCUUACUUCGUGGUGGUUGGAGAUUUGGGCCCACAGAUUAUAGCUAAGAUGCUGAAUAUAAAUCAGAGUGAUAUAUUGAGGACGUCUAUCAUGGUGAUAGUGUCUCUGGUAUGCGUGCUGCCUUUGGGCCUGCUGCGAAACGUGGAUAGCCUUAGCAACGUCAGCGCUGCUACCAUCGCCUUCUACUUCUGUCUAGUCAUAAAGGUGAUAGCGGAGGCGACGGGCCAGCUGUUCACAGCCGACUGGACGUCCCGCCUCGAGUUGUGGAAACCCUCGGGCGUGCUGCAGUGCGUGCCAAUAUUCUCAAUGGCUUUGUUUUGUCAGACGCAAUUAUUUGAGAUUUUUGAAUCGUUACCAUCGUUAUCUCUGGAGAAGAUGUGCGUAGUGACUAAGAACGCAAUCAAUAUCUGCUCAGGAGUGUACUUCACGCUUGGCAUAUUUGGCUACAUCGCGUUCGGGUCUCAGGAAAUAUCAGGUAACAUAUUGAUGAGCCUGAGCCCAACGAUGGGCAGUGACGUCAUAAAGCUGGGCUUCGUGAUGUCCCUCGCGUUCAGUUUCCCGCUCAUCAUAUUCCCGUGCCGCGCCAGCCUCUACUCCUUCCUCUACAGAAAGGCGCAUCCAAGCCACCACGACCACAUGGUGAACCACUCCAUCCCCGAGGGUCCGUUCCGUUUGCUGACGCUGGGCAUCGUGGGCAGCGCGCUGUGCGUGAGCCUGGUGCUGCCCACCAUCGAGCUGGUGCUGGGCUUGCUGGGCGCCACCGUGGGCGUGCUCAUCUGUGUGGUAUUCCCCGCUGCCGCCUUCCUUGACGUCACCUUCAAGAACACCAAUGAGAGGCUGCUUGCUAAGUUUGUCGUAGUGAUGGGCCUGAUAAUCCUAGUGCUGGGCACGUACGCGAACCUGCAGGCGGCGGAAAACUCGCGCGACAAAUACGACGAUAAGUACAUCACUCAGGAACGUAUCGACAAGAUCGUGGAGGACUUCUUCCAGAAGAGAGAGAAGUCUGAAGAAAUAUUGGGCAAAAUUGAAAAACCAUUCCCAGUAAAAGAUACCAAUGAACUAGAAAAAUCAGUCGUAAAAGACUCUGAAGUACAACCGCCAAAUCCGGUGGCACCGGAAUCCCAAUCUAAUGAGAAACUCCCUGUUAUUUUCCCCGUACAAGAACAAAAGAUCGAUAUAUUACCAAAGGUUAAUAUUAAAGAUUCAGUAUUACACCCAAAGAACGUAAUAUCAAAAAUGAACGGAGACAAACGAGUUAAUGGUAUAAGUAAAAUUGAGAUUGAAAACAAAAUUGAAGAACCUGAUAAGUUAGAACAACCUAAAGAAGAAAAGUCGCAAGCAAACCAACAAAAAAUAGACAUGAUGAAACAGCAACAGUUGAUAGAAACUAUUAAACAACAUGGUCAAGAGCAAAAAGAACUACUUAAGGAGCAAAAAGAAAUUCUAGACGAACUACAUAAAGCAAAGAAAGAAAUGCAACAAAGUAAAAAAGAAAUCGAUAGUAGUGAAGCCAAAAAGAUAGCUGUUGAAAGUAUACAGAAAAUUGCCAACGCAGCGAUUCAGAGCUUAAGUGGCGUUUCAGAUAAACCAGCAGAUGUCAAAGCUGAAAAACAUGAUACUAUAGAUAAUAUUGCGAAAGAAGCCGUUAACAAUAUCAAUCAAGAAACAAAGAAAACUUUAGAUGCCAUUCAACAAAUUGAAAAUGAAAAGAAAAUGAAUGAGCAACUUGAAAAAGAAAAGAUUGUUAAAGAAGUUGUACCGGAAAUAAUUCAAAAGGAGAAUGCUCCUCCGGUUAUACAAAACUUAAUAAAUCACAAAUCAGCAUUUGAGCCUAUGAAAGAUAAUGUUGAUAAGUCAAAUAUAAAAGACCAGGGCGUUAAUAAAGAAGCUAUUGUUAAUAAUAAAUUAGAUGUAAACAAUUUAGAACAAAAAACUAAAGAAGAUUCUAAAAGCCAACUGAAGCCUGCGAAUAACAAGCAGGAUAACUUAGAUCUAAAAGAACACUCACACUUACCGGAUGAACCAAAAUCGUAUAGAGAAGGAGAGGAUAUGCAAAAAAAUGCUGACUCAACACCAAAUGAUAGCAAUAAACAAAAUGUUGUUAUAAAACCCGAGAAUGGAGCAUUAAAUAAAAAUGAACCAAUUAAAACCAAAGACAAUGGUGAUAUAAAUUUUAAAGCUGAUAACAUAUUGAGUAAUAUAGCAAAUGGUAACGUAGUACCAAGACGAAAAAGAGAAGUUGAAGAUUAUAUAGAAAAGAGUAGAAUAAAACCUGAAAACAAGGAAAUUUGUAAAAACGCAGUUAAGCCGGUUAAAGGAAAACCUGAAGAAGUAUUAUUACCAAAUGUAAAUUUAGGGGAUGUAGAAUUAUCAAAUUCCUUGCAAGGGAUAGCGUUGCAUCACAUGAGAUCUUUGAAAAGUAUUCAAGAAGAAGAGAAAAGAUAAUAUUAAAUAUCACGUAAGACUGCAAUUUAUUAAAAUUAACUUAAAAACAAAAAAAUUAUAAUGAGAAAUACAACAGAAAAACUACUUUUGUGUAAUUAAUAUAAUAUUUGAUAUGUAAAUAUUUUGUGAGGUGUUAACGGAACUAAGCAUUUAUUAAUUUUAAGUGAUAUUCCGCUGUAUUAAGAUAUAUGGACAAUCAAGGCUAUUCAUUCCAAUAGUUCUUCAUAUUUUUUCAUCACAGUAAAACUAUGCAGUGCAUAUAUUAUAAAAAUUCAUAUGGUUGUAGCUUGAAAGGAGAUGGUCCAUUUCAGGUUCACUCUUGUACCCCAUAUCAUUAAAAUUUAAAAAAUACAAGGAUUUUAUUAAAAUCUAAGUAAGUGAAUAAAUCUAACUAAAUAAAAAGAAAUAUAUAAAAUUAAAACCCAAGUUUUUGAGUUAUAUCAAGAUGGCGCCUAUAAAGCCUAUGACAUGACAAUUAACAGCAAACGUCAAAUCGACUACUGCAUUGAAAACGUCAUCAAUCCGCCAUUAUUACCCAUAUUAGUGUUGCAUUUCCUGGGAGAGGAUAAAUAUUAUUUCGAAAGAAAUAAAGUAAAUUCGUAGAUUUGUAUAAUCAAAAUCAAAAAAAAAUAUAUUUUCUUUUAUUUCCGCCGGGGUACAAGGACUGAUCCUGGGCUCCAUACAAUUUUGGACCAUCUCCUUUGUUCCUAAAAAGAUUGUCUAAAUUUUCAUUACUGGAAUAUUUGUUGCGAGAAUUAAGUAUGCAAACAUUUUAAUUAUGUUCAAAAUUAAUUGCACCUAGUCCAGAAAGAGCUGACAGCCACAUUUAGGUUAAAGUAAGUACAGGAAGCCUACGGGUCCAUUAACAUAAAACAUCGUUGCAGCCACUGUAUUUAGUAUAUCAACCAUUAUUGACUUAGAUAUAUUAUCUUUAAACAAAAAGAAAUUAAAAGUGUGUGGAAUAGAUAAUAAACAUUGGUUUUAGUAAUAAGUUAUUUAAUAAACUGAUGUCUGUGAUCUCUAAUAUUAGCCGGAAUCAUUGUAAUAAACGCUAAUGGCUAAAAUACUAGGUCAAUACACAAACACAGGACUUAGUCCUUUUUAAAAGUCAAUUAAAAAUCUUUUUCUUUUUUGAUAAUACUUCCUCUGAACUAAAGUUUUUACAACAUGAAUUUUUGAAUUCAUGUCUGUUAUCCUAAAUGAAAAAAUUUGGCAGGGGAAAAUGGUGCAAUUUUUUCGAGUUGCUAAUUCAUGUCCCGUCAUUGUGAUCGUAUUUUUGGUAGUAGUGUGCGCGCGACUGGCAGCGUAUAGUGGUAGUGCCAGCGGUAGUGAUCUCUUUUACCCGCCAAGAGAUAGAUAGAGAUAGACCACAAGAUGGCGGCACUUUUGAUUAGUUCCGAUUUUGGCCACGCGCAAACUUAUUGUGCGUGGCCAAAUAUAUUUUAGUGCUCUAGUAUAUAUCAUAAAUACUAGAGCACUAAAAUUAUUUCAAGAAAAUAUAAGGAAAUAUAUUAAAGGAGAUCAUUCAUUUUGGGCCCUUUUUAAAAGUGCCGGCCAAUGAAAAAAAAUGGCACGAAUCGUUAGAACUAGCCAUUUGAAGUAAUAGCUAAUGUGGCAUAAAAGUUGUAGGAGGGCUCUGACUCAAGUUAUACAGGUUCGACGAUUCGUUAUUUCCAUACAUUUUGACGAUUUUCAAAAGUGCCCGCCUAGAAAAAAAACUGGUACGUAUCAUAAGAACUACCCAUUUGGAACAAUAGUUAGUAUGGCACAAAUGUUGUAGGAGUGCUCUGAACCAAGUUAUACAGGUUCGAUGACUCGUCACUUCUAUACAUUUUACUGAGUUUUGUAAGUGCCCACCAACAAAAUAAAUGAUACGUAUCAUUAGAACUAGCCAUAUGCAGCAUUAUUUACUAUGCCAUAAACAUUGUAAUGUAGCUCUGUGUCAAGUUAUACAGUUCCGAUGGUUCGUCAAAUCCAUAUAUCUUAUUGAAUAUUUAAAGUGCCGUUUUUAAAAAAUAUGGUACUUAUCGUUAGUACUGUCCAUUUGGAGCAAUAUUUAGUAUUGCACAAAUGAUGCAGGAUUGCUCUGAACCAAGUUAUACAGGUUCGAUGUCUCGUCACUUCUAUGUAUUUUAUUGAAUUUUGAUAACUAGCAAUUUCCAGAUAUAAUGGCAUAAAUGUUGUAGUAUACCUCCGAAUCAAGAUAUACUGUUUCGAUGAUUAAUCAAAUCCAUAUAUUUUAUGGAUUUUUUAAAAUACCGUUCACCAAAAACAUACAUAUCGUUAAAACUAGACAUUAGAAGCAAUAUAUAGUAGGACGUUGCACACGGUUCAGAAUAAUCCGAUUUCUGAACAAAGUUAUAUAAGUUUCAUGAAUCGUAAUUUUUAUACAUUGAUUUCCGAGAAGUUUUCGUCCGAAGAGUUGGAAAACAUAAAACAAUAAUAAAAUAUAGAAUUAAUGAUACUCAUUUUUUGUGCCACAUGCAAUUCCACAUUAUUGUGCAAAUGCAUUUAAAAAUUGUUAUGUUAUUGUGGAUUUUGGGUAGAGUGAAAUAAAAAUAUUUUUUUAAGUUCUUUCAAGUAAUGGUAUUUUUGGUUUACUAACAUGGAUAACAAAUAAUGAUGAAACAUAAACACUAUGAUGACAUUUAUUUCAUAUUAUUAGUUCGAGCCGUGUAUUCAUCAUUAUUAUUUUGUUUUUCACCUAUACAGAUAUCAACAAAAACAAAGUGACGAAUAACUCGUCACUUUGUUUGUUGUUGACGUCGAACACAGAUAACUUGGAUCAGAGCAAUCUUACAAUGUUUCUGUCAAUCCUACCUAUUAGUUAUAUUGCUCAAAUCGGUAAAAUGUAUAUAAAUUACGAAUCAUCGAACUUGUAUAAAAUUGCUCAGAGCAGGCCUACAGUAUUUGUACAAUACUAACUAUUACUCCCAGUUCCUAUUACAGUCAGUUCUAAUGAUCUGUACAAUUUUUUAUGGCUGGCACUCAAUAUUUAAUGAAAUUCAUGGAUAUGACAAAUAGUCACACUUGUAUAACUUGUCUCACAGUAUUUCCACAAAGUGUCUGCUACACUAAAAAACUAAAUAUUGUUCUAAAUGACCAGUUAAAAUGAUACCUAUAAGAAUUUUAUUGGCAGGCAACUUCUAAAUCAAUAAACUGAUGUAACGGGCCAUGAAAACUGUAUAACUUGGUUCAGAGCAAUUCUACAAUAUUCGUGUUCUAAUAACUAUUGCCACAAAUGACCAGUUAUAACGAUACGUUUCAUUAAUAUUUUUGGUGGGCACAAAACUCAAUUAAAUGCAUAGAAGUGACGAGGCAUCGUAUCUUUAUAACUUGGUUCAGACCAAAACUACACCAUGUGUGUCAUACUAAAUAUUGCUCCAAAUGGGCAGUUCUAACGAUAAGUACCAUAUUUUUGUAAAACGGCACUUUAAAAAAUCAAUAAGAUGUAUGGAUUUAACGAAUUGUCGAAAUUGUAUAACUUGACACAGAGCUACAUUACAAUGUUUAUGCGAUAGUAACUAUUGCUGCAAAUAGCUAGUUAUAACGAUACGUAUCAUUUAUUUUGUUGGUUGGCACUUACAAAACUCAGUAAAAUGUAUAGAAGUGACGAGUAACCGAACCUGUAUAACUUGGUUCAGAUCACUCCUACAUCAUUUGUGCCGUAGUAACUAUUGCUCCAAAUAGGUAGUUCUAAUGAUACGUACCAGAUUUUUUUCUUGGCGGGCACUUUUGAAAAUCGACAAAAUGUAUGGAAAUAACGAAUCUUCGAACCUGUAUAACUUGGUUCAGAGCCCUCCUACAACUUUCAUGCCAUAUUAGCUAUUACUCCCAAUGGCUAGCUCUAACGAUUUGUGCCAUUUUUUUUUUGUUGGCCGGCACUUUCAAAAAGAGCCCAAAAAUGUAUGGAGCGUGAAUGAUCUCCUUUAGUAUCAAUAUAAUGUGAUGUUAAAUUGAAAGUAUAUCAUAGUCAAAUUAGGACGUUUCAAUGACUUAUUUAGUAUCAUUAUAUUCUGAUGUUAAAUUGAAAGUAUGUGAUAAGUCAUAUUAAUGUAUGUCAUAGUCAUAUAAAGACAUUUCAAUGUGGCUAUGACAACAUUUAUCAUGUAUGUUGUACUUCCGAUACAAAAUAAUGAACUCUGCUUGUAUCGUCAUAUCAUGUUUCUAAUUUAUUUUACUUAUCUGUGUAUAUUUUAUUUACGAGUAUAAUAGUAUUUAUACAAAUGAUAAUUAUCAUCUGUUCAUUACUAUAAUUAAUAAUUUAAUUAAUAGAUAUGAUGUAAAAUUUACUAAAAUGUUUUAGGAAGUAAAUUAUUGUGAUGUAUUAUAUUAUGUAUUAAAUAAAUGUGUAACUAUUAAUAAUAAUUUAAAUAAAAAACCGUUUGUAACUCUUA
Bicyclus anynana (squinting bush brown) is the source of this 7252-nucleotide messenger RNA. Its product is annotated as putative sodium-coupled neutral amino acid transporter 10. The coding region runs from base 132 to 2855 and encodes 907 amino acids. Gene Ontology annotation, biological process: amino acid transmembrane transport. Gene Ontology annotation, molecular function: amino acid transmembrane transporter activity. NCBI's taxonomy places the organism in Eukaryota, Metazoa, Arthropoda, Insecta, Lepidoptera, Nymphalidae. The record is from RefSeq and is a predicted model, not a curated record. The transcript is spliced from 10 exons.